CGUGUUUUUAAGUUUGGAAUAUUUCAAUUUUUUAUUUUUAUGCAAUUUUAAUAAAAUUUUAUAAAUAAUAGUGAAUAAAAAGAAAGUUUAUUAUACCAAAAUUAAUUAUUAUUAAAAAAAUAUUAAGACGGAAAAGAUAUUUUUUUUGUUUUACUUUGAAAAAUGAAAACAGAACGCUGCUAUCUGUAUCUUGAGAAUGGUACUAUUCUGGAAGGUAAAUCAUUUGGAGCUCGAAAAAUUACUGAUGGCGAAGUGGUUUUCCAAACUGGAAUGGUCGGUUAUCCAGAAUCAAUGACUGAUCGAUCAUAUCGUGCUCAAAUUCUUGUUCUUACGUAUCCUCUGAUUGGAAAUUACGGUGUACCAUCACCUGAAGAAAUCGAUGAAUUUGGUCUCCCCAAACACUUUGAAUGGUUUGAUGGAAUAUCAGUAGCAGGACUCAUUGUUGGCGAAGUUUGUACAACGCCAUCACAUUGGCGACAAACUCGUACUCUUUCAAAAUGGAUGGAAGAACAGGGUAUACCCGGUAUAAGUGAUAUUGACACAAGAACCUUAACUAAAACUAUUCGAGAGAAUGGAUCAAUAUUGGGUAGGAUUAUUUAUGAAAAGCCAACUUCCUACGUUUUUACUGACCCAAAUAUUCGUAAUUUGGUGCAAGAAUGUUCAGUAAAAGAAGUUAAAACUUAUAACGAAAAGGGAACACCGAGAAUAUGUGCUGUAGACUGCGGUUUAAAAUUAAAUCAGAUUCGUUGUUUUAUAAAACGUGGUGCAAGAGUCGAUCUUGUUCCAUGGAAUUAUGAUAUAAAUCCCAAAGAAUUUGACGGACUCUUUUUAAGCAACGGUCCUGGAGAUCCAGCACUGUGCGGGGAGACCAUUAACCAAAUUAAAAAGGUAAUGCAGAGCUCAGAUGUUCCCAUUUUCGGAAUAUGUUUGGGACAUCAACUCUUAGCCACUGCCAUUGGUUGUAAAACUUACAAGUUAAAGUAUGGUAACCGAGGCCACAAUUUACCUUGUAUUCACCAUGGAACUGGGCGAUGCUUUAUGACUUCACAAAAUCAUGGUUUUGCUGUUGAUGUGAACACACUUCCAAAUGAUUGGGAACCACUUUUUACAAAUGUAAAUGAUAAAUCCAAUGAAGGCAUCAUUCAUAAAGAAAAACCUUAUUUUUCCGUACAAUUUCAUCCUGAACACACAGCAGGACCUGAGGAGCUAGAAUUCUUAUUCGAGAUAUUUUUAGAUGCUGUAAAAUACAGAAAAAGUGGAAAACAAGAUAAAACUGUAAAAAAUGCUCUAAUAGAAAAAUUACGCUACACAUUAAAAGAAGAAUUCGUGAAUUUUGAAAGACCACGAAAAAUUUUAAUUUUAGGUUCAGGUGGAUUGUCAAUCGGCCAAGCGGGAGAAUUUGAUUAUUCUGGAUCACAGGCAAUUAAAGCUAUUAAAGAAGAAAAAAUUCAGACGGUGUUGAUUAACCCCAACAUCGCAACUGUUCAAACUUCAACCGGCUUAGCUGACAAGGUUUAUUUUCUGCCACUUACUCCAGAAUAUGUUGAACAAGUAAUAAAAGCAGAGCGACCAAACGGUGUUUUAUUAACAUUUGGUGGUCAAACCGCUCUAAAUUGUGGUGUUGAACUUGAGCGCACUGGUGUUUUUGCAAAGUACAAUGUAAAAAUUAUGGGUACACCAAUCCAAUCAAUUAUUGAAACUGAAGAUCGCAAAAUAUUUGCUGAACGCGUUUCAGAAAUAGGGGAAAAGGUUGCUCCGUCUGAAGCAGUAUAUUCAAUUAAAGAAGCUAUGGAAGCUGCUACAAAGUUAGGAUAUCCAGUAAUGGCAAGAGCUGCCUUUUCCUUAGGAGGUUUGGGAUCUGGAUUUGCUAAUAACGAAAAAGAGUUGCAAGAAUUAGCCCAACAAGCAUUUGCUCAUUCAAACCAACUUAUAAUAGACAAGUCUUUACGAGGUUGGAAAGAAGUUGAAUAUGAAGUUGUGCGAGACGCUUUCGACAACUGUAUUACUGUUUGCAAUAUGGAAAAUUUGGAUCCUUUAGGAAUUCAUACUGGUGAAAGUAUAGUAGUUGCACCAUCACAAACUUUAUCAAAUCGCGAAUAUAAUAUGCUGCGUUCUACCGCAAUAAAAGUUAUCCGCCAUUUCGGUAUUGUUGGUGAAUGUAAUAUUCAAUACGCACUGAAUCCGGAAUCCGAAGAAUAUUAUAUUAUUGAAGUAAAUGCAAGGCUUUCUAGAAGUUCUGCUUUAGCCAGUAAAGCUACGGGCUAUCCAUUAGCAUACGUUGCAGCGAAAUUAUCUCUUGCUAUACCACUUCCUGACAUUAAAAAUUCCGUAACUGGGGUCACAACUGCAUGCUUUGAACCGAGUUUAGAUUACUGCGUCGUUAAAAUCCCAAGAUGGGAUUUAGCUAAAUUUACAAGAGUUAGUAAAAACAUUGGUAGCUCUAUGAAAAGUGUUGGAGAAGUUAUGGCGAUCGGUAGAAAUUUUGAAGAAGCUUUCCAAAAAGCAUUAAGAAUGAUGGACGAAACAGUUAAUGGUUUCGAUCCAUAUCUUAAACCAGUAAGGGAGGAAGAAUUAAUUCAAGCUACAGACAAAAGAAUUUUCGUUUUAGCUGCAGCUUUAAAAGCAAAUUAUACAAUCUCGAAACUUUAUCAGUUGACUAAAAUUGAUCCAUGGUUUUUAAAUAAAAUGAAAAAUAUAAUUUGUUAUUUGAACUUUUUGGAAGAGCAAGGAAAUGCUUUAAAAUAUGAAAUGUUUCUUGAAGCUAAAAAGCUAGGGUUUUCUGAUAAGCAGAUAGCUUCGGCUAUAAAAGUUACAGAUUUGGUGGUAAGAAAACAAAGAGAAGAAAUGGAAGUGGUGCCAUUUGUAAAGCAAAUAGACACUGUAGCUGGAGAAUGGCCGGCUACUACAAAUUAUCUUUAUCUGACAUACAACGCAGAUAGCCAUGAUAUUGAAUUCCCAGGUGGUUCUACUAUUGUUGUUGGAUCUGGAGUUUAUCGAAUUGGAUCAUCAGUGGAAUUUGAUUGGUGUGCCGUUGGAUGUUUGAGAGAACUACGAAAACUUGGACGAUCUACAAUAAUGAUCAAUUACAACCCAGAAACUGUUUCAACUGACUAUGAUAUGUGUGAUCGUCUUUACUUCGAAGAGAUAUCUUUUGAAACUGUAAUGGAUAUUUACAACGUCGAAAACGUAGAAGGAAUUAUUUUAUCAAUGGGAGGACAACUUCCCAAUAACAUCGCUAUGGAUUUGCAUCGUCAACAAGCCAAAGUUCUUGGCACUUCUCCGGAGUCAAUUGACAGCGCAGAAAAUCGUUUUAAAUUUUCCCGUAUGUUGGAUCGCAAAGGUAUUUUACAACCGCGGUGGAAAGAAUUAACGAAUUUAAAAUCGGCAAUUGAAUUUUGCGAAGAAGUAGGAUAUCCAUGUUUAGUAAGACCUUCAUAUGUGUUGUCGGGAGCAGCAAUGAACGUUGCCUACUCAAAUCAAGACCUAGAAACAUAUUUAAACGCUGCUUCAUCUGUCAGUAAGGAGCAUCCUGUUGUUAUUUCAAAAUUUUUAAUGGAAGCUAAAGAAAUUGAUGUUGACGCUGUUGCAGCCGAUGGGGAAAUUCUUUGUAUGGCUGUAUCAGAACAUGUUGAAAAUGCUGGAGUACACUCAGGUGAUGCUACAUUAGUAACACCACCACAAGACAUAAACGCUGAAACUUUAGAAAAAAUUAAAGAAAUUACAAGAGACUUAGCUGCUUUACUUGAUGUUACGGGACCCUUUAACAUGCAACUAAUAGCCAAAAAUAAUGAAUUGAAAGUAAUUGAAUGUAAUGUUCGAGUGUCCAGAUCAUUUCCCUUUGUUUCAAAAACCUUGAAUCAUGAUUUCGUCGCAACUGCUACGCGUGCUAUAAUUGGGAUGGUUGUUGAACCGGUAGAUAUUUUACAUGGAUGCGGCAAAGUUGGAGUUAAGGUUCCACAAUUCAGUUUUUCACGUUUAGCUGGUGCUGACGUGCAGUUAGGAGUUGAAAUGGCCUCUACCGGUGAAGUUGCCUGUUUUGGUGAUAAUCGAUAUGAAGCAUAUUUGAAGGCUAUGAUGUCCACCGGCUUUCAAGUACCAAAAAGAGCAAUUUUGCUGUCAAUUGGGAGCUUUAAGCACAAAGUUGAAUUACUUCCCUCUAUAAGAGACCUUGCCAAAAUGGGUUAUAAACUAUAUGCUUCAAUGGGAACUGGUGAUUUUUAUGCAGAACAUGGUGUUGAUGUUGAAUCCGUACAAUGGACUUUUGACAAAUCUACUGCAGAUGACUCUAAGGAUGACAAUGGAGAGCUACGACAUUUAGCAGAAUUUCUUGCGAAUAAACAAUUUGAUAUGGUUAUAAAUUUACCAAUGAGAGGAGGCGGAGCAAGAAGAGUGUCAUCUUUCAUGACCCACGGAUAUCGUACACGACGUCUUGCUGUAGAUUAUUCAAUCCCUUUGGUAACUGAUGUAAAAUGUACAAAAUUAUUAGUUGAAGCAAUGCGUCUGAUUGGCCGGGCACCACAAAUGAAAACUCAUACUGAUUGUAUGACAUCACGGAAUAUAAUAAAACUACCGGGAUUUAUAGAUGUACAUGUACAUUUACGAGAACCAGGUGGCACGCAUAAAGAAGAUUUUUCUAGUGGAACAGCUGCAGCUUUAGCUGGUGGUAUAACAAUGUUAUGUGCUAUGCCAAAUACAACACCCUCAAUUGUUGAUCGUACAUCGUUCAGUCUAAUUCAAGAUUUGGCCAAAGUAAGUGCACGUUGUGAUUAUGCGAUUUAUUUGGGAGCCACCGACUCAAAUUAUAAUCAAAUAAAUGAAUUUGCGUCUCAGGCGGCUGGUUUAAAAAUGUAUUUGAAUGAUACGUUUAGCACUUUAAAGAUGACUGAUAUGACAGUAUGGGAAAAACAUUUACAAAAUUGGCCAAAACGUGCUCCGAUUGUCUGUCAUGCUGAACGUCAGACAAUGGGAGCUAUAAUAUUACUAGCACACUUAUUGGAUCGUUCAAUUCAUAUUUGCCACAUAGCAAGAAAAGAGGAAAUUAUGAUUAUAAAAGCUGCCAAAGAACGUGGUGUCAAGGUUACGUGUGAAGUUUGUCCACAUCAUUUAUUUUUAUCAACAAAUGAUAUUGAACGUAUUGGAAAGGGUUGGUCCGAAGUCAGACCAGUAUUAUGUUCUCCAGAAGAUCAACAAGCUUUAUGGGAAAAUUUGGAAUACAUCGAUAUUUUUGCUACAGAUCAUGCACCACAUACUGUGAAUGAAAAAAGUUCUAUUAAACCGCCACCAGGCUUUCCAGGUUUAGAAACAAUUUUACCCUUGCUUCUAGACGCUGUUGAAAAAGGACGGCUUACAAUUGAAGAUAUUAAAAACAAAUUUCAUAGAAACCCUAAACGUAUAUUUAAUCUACCUGAUCAAGGAAACACUUAUGUUGAAGUUGAUCUAGAUGAUGAAUGGGAAAUACCGAGAGAAUCACAAUAUUCAAAAGCAAAAUGGACACCAUUUGCAGGAAUAAAAGUAAAAGGUCGCGUUCAUAGGGUAGUAUUACGAGGUGAAGUAGCGUUUGUCGACGGUCAAGUUUUAAUUCCACCCGGAUACGGUCAAAAUGUACGCAGUCCACAUUAUCGUAAGCAUCAUCAAUCAAUUGAAAAUCUUGAUAAGUCUUUAGCAGAUAUUCAGGAUGGUUUACAAAAUAUUGAUAUCACAAGAAACUCUGAUUUGGAAUCUGAUGUACGAACUAACGAAGUAUUUUCUAAAUUACUGUCAGAACCAUUACCAAAACUGAACGUUCAUUUUGCUGGAGAGCCAAGCUCAAGACCUAUAUCACCAAUGCCACGUGUUAGAUUAGAUUCCACAAGUAAUACAAGAUUGAAGGAAUUAAUUCAACAAACUAGUACUGCAGCAACUGUUGAAUCCUCAAGUACGACAUUAUUAGGAAAGCAUAUAUUAUCAGUUGACAUGUUUACAAAGGAGCAACUCAACGAUAUUUUUAAUUUGGCUCAAAUAUUUAAAGUUCAAGUUAAUAAGGAUCGUCCUCUUGAUGAUAUAUUAAGAGGCAAAGUAAUGGCAUCAAUAUUCUACGAAGUUAGUACAAGAACAUGUUGCAGUUUUGCAGCUGCGAUGCAACGGUUAGGUGGUAAAGUUAUUUAUAUGGAUGAAACAAGUUCCUCUGUCAAAAAAGGUGAAACAUUAGAAGAUAGUGUAUAUGUUAUGGCUGGUUAUUCUGAUGUCGUGGUAUUAAGGCAUCCUGAACCGGGAGCUGUUGCAAGAGCAGCACAUCAUAUAAGAAAACCGGUUAUAAAUGCAGGUGAUGGAGUGGGUGAACAUCCUACACAAGCUCUUUUGGAUAUAUUUACAAUUCGUGAAGAAAUUGGUACAGUUAAUGGUUUGACUAUAACUAUGGUAGGUGAUUUAAAGCAUGGACGAACUGUACAUUCACUUGCAAGAUUAUUAACUCUCUACAAUGUUCAAUUACAAUAUGUCAGUCCAGAUAGUCUAAAUAUGCCAGAUCAUAUAACAAGAUUUGUUAACUCAAAAGGUAUCAGCCAGAAAACUUUUAAAACUAUUGAAGAAGCAUUACCAACUACUGAUGUAUUAUAUAUAACAAGAAUACAAAAAGAAAGAUUUUCAUCAGAAGAAGAAUAUCAGAAGGUUUGCGGUCAUUUCAUAGUUACUCCAAAAUUAAUGGCACACGCACAUAGGAGAACAAUUGUAAUGCAUCCAUUACCAAGGGUAUUUGAAAUUAGCGCUGAAUUUGAUUCAGAUCCAAGAGCCGCUUAUUUCCGUCAAGCAGAAUACGGAAUGUAUAUUCGAAUGGCUAUAUUAGCGAUGACAUUAGGGCGUGAUUCAUCAAGCGGAAAAUAUUUUUAGUCUUAUAAAAAAAAAACUCUUGCAUUAUGUUAAAUUAUUAAAAGAAUAUUUUCUAAAAUUAAAUCAAAUAUUUUAUACAUAAGUAUAACAAAUUGUUUUUUUAAAGUUAAUUAAGAUGUGUGAAAUAAAAAAUUUUUUAAUAAAUCC
Molecule: messenger RNA, 7011 nt
Organism: Condylostylus longicornis
Lineage: Eukaryota; Metazoa; Arthropoda; Insecta; Diptera; Dolichopodidae
Gene: rudimentary
Product: CAD protein
Exons: 9
Coding region: 163-6864 (2233 amino acids)
Biological process (GO): L-glutamine metabolic process; 'de novo' pyrimidine nucleobase biosynthetic process; L-arginine biosynthetic process
Cellular component (GO): cytoplasm; carbamoyl-phosphate synthase complex
Molecular function (GO): ATP binding; amino acid binding; metal ion binding
Source: RefSeq, a predicted model, not a curated record